GUUCCUCGCCCGCUUGUUUUACCGAAUCUCCAUCGGUUUCGUUUCUCAAUCCUAAAGUUUCAUACAUGAUACAAAAAUCUUACCUUUCAGAUAUGGCAACUCAUCAGACCUAAUCUUUCGUAUUCAUUAAGGCUUAAUUAUUUGUUAAAUCCUGAAGUCGGACGGACACAUUAGGAGAGCCAUAGAGCCUGCAGUUCUUCUCUUCACCAAAAAGUAACCUUGAGAACAAGCAGAUCAUAUGCAGCAUCUGAUGCUUACCAUAUAGCAUGGGCUCAGAACAAUCUUUUGGCUAUAGAGUGACUGGUGAAGGUUCAUCUUACUCCUCUUCUCACCCACAUAUCCCCUUGAGGCUGUUUGAAUCCUUAAAGUUUGAGGCAAGGGACUCCCCCAACUCUCCUUUCUUAACCCACUUCGAUUCAGAGAUAUUCACUACAUUGAGCGACAGUCAAGAGAAGUACAGCUCUACCUCCGGUGCUAGUCCUUCCCUUGAAGAUAGCAGCUCUUUUAACCAGUCAGGUUCUUCUGCUUUUGUACAAAGCUUAAGUGGCAGUGUUCAUUACAUGAAAAAUGCUCUUCAGGAUAUAGAGACUACUCUAAUGGCACCAGAUGAGGAAGUAUCCAUGCCCAAAAACCCUCCCUCAGGACAAAACAGGUGGCAGCAAGCAUCAAGCCAAGGCCCUAGACAGUGGACCCCUGAACCUACUAGUUCAAACAUGGUUCAACCCCAGGCUGUAUAUAGUCCGAGAUAUGGUCCAUCUGGUGAUGGACUUCAUGCAGAGAAGCGUCACAAGUCAAUGGAAGAGGCAGGAUUACAGGCUGUCCAAUUUCCACCGGGUAAUAAUAGUAAUAAUCUAAAGCAGUUGCUCAUCGCAUGUGCCAGUGCUCUUUCUAGGAACAAGAUUGAUGAGUUUGAGGAAUUGGUUGAACGUGCACGGGGUUAUGUGUCUAUCAGUGGGGACCCGAUCCAGAGGCUAGGCGCUUAUAUGGUGGAGGGGUUGGUGGCGAGGAGGGAGUUAUCUGGGAAUAACAUAUAUCAAGCCCUCAGGUGUAGGGAGCCUGAAGGGAAGGAUUUGCUUUCUUACAUGCAUAUCUUAUACGAAAUAUGCCCGUACUUGAAGUUUGGGUACAUGGCUGCAAAUGGUGCUGUAGCAGAGGCUUGUGGAAAGGAAGAGCGAAUCCACAUCAUAGACUUCCAAAUAGCUCAAGGGACGCAGUGGAUAACUCUUUUACAAGCACUUGCAGCGAGGCCUGGAGGUGCACCUCAUGUUCGUAUCACAGGAAUUGAUGAUCCUGUCUCCAAAUACGCUCGUGGAGACAGUUUGGAGUUGGUGGGAAAACGUUUGGAGGCAGUAUCACAGAAAUUCAACAUCCCAGUGGAGUUUCAGCCACUUGCAGUGUAUGCACCAUAUGUGACAAAAGAGAUGCUUGAUGUGAGAGAUGGUGAGGCACUGGCAGUGAACUUCCCUCUUCAGCUCCACCACAUGGCGGAUGAGAGUGUUGAUGUGAAUAACCCAAGAGACGAGCGUUUGAGAAUGGUGAAAUCGCUUUCACCCAAAGUGGUUACUUUGGUGGAGCAAGAAUCAAACACAAAUACUGCAGCUUUCUUUCCAAGGUUUGUGGAAGCAUUGGAUUAUUACUCUGCGAUGUUUGAGUCGAUGGAUGGAAGUUUGGGUAGGGAUAGGAAAGAAAGGAUAAACGUGGAACAACACUGUCUGGCUCGAGACAUUGUAAACAUCAUAGCAUGUGAAGGUAAGGAAAGAGUAGAACGUCAUGAACUGUUGGGGAAAUGGAAGUCGAGGUUGACGAUGGCAGGUUUUAGACAAUAUCCGUUGAGUUCAUAUGUGAAUUCGGUGAUAAGGAAUUUGCUCAAGUGUUACUCGGAUCAUUAUACAUUGGUGGAGAAGGAUGGAGGAGGGAUGUUAUUGGGAUGGAAACAUAGAAAUCUUAUAUCUGCAUCUGCUUGGCAUUGAUCGCACGACAGAUCCCUGAACUAGUUAUAUCACUUAUCUUUAUAUAUAUAUAUAUUCAGCUGUUGCUUUUGUUUAAACAUUUAUUUUGUUAUUUUUUCUUUUAAAAAAAUAUUAAAUUAAAUCUGUAGCUGGAUAUUUGAGUCCAUAGAUCAUGCAACUGGAUAUUUUGUUAUUUGUUACUUUGAA
Molecule: messenger RNA, 2156 nt
Organism: Cynara cardunculus var. scolymus (artichoke)
Lineage: Eukaryota; Viridiplantae; Streptophyta; Magnoliopsida; Asterales; Asteraceae
Product: scarecrow-like protein 21
Exons: 3
Coding region: 267-1970 (567 amino acids)
Biological process (GO): regulation of DNA-templated transcription
Cellular component (GO): nucleus
Molecular function (GO): sequence-specific DNA binding; DNA-binding transcription factor activity
Source: RefSeq, a predicted model, not a curated record